AAAGCUUGAUAAAACAGCUUUUGGGAAAAAGUUAUUCGACACAAUAUAACUUUAAUUAUCGGAUACAAAUGUAGUAGAUUAAACAUUAAAUUUGUUAAAUAAUUUAAAAGACUAAGCAACACGCGAACAAGAAGAUGAUACUGCUCAUAAUGAUGAAAUAUAACAUAAUUGUAGUAUUGAAUUGAAAAAUUUAGAAGACCAAAUAUAAACUGCAUAGUUAAAAUCUGAAGAAUUAUUAUAGGAAAUAUUCGUAAAAAGUUAAGUUAGAGACUAGAAAAGUUUAUAAUUUUCCGAAUAUAAUGAAUAAUAUAAAGAAUUAUUAAAAAAUAAGGAACGUUUAUAAAAAGAAUUAAUUGUAAUAGAAUAAAACUGGUCAAACAUUUAGGAUGAUUAUGAAAAAGCUUCAUAUACUAUAAUGAGGGCUAAGGAAGUUAUUCAUGGAGAAUUUAGAAAAGAUCAAUCUUUUAUGUAAAUCCCAGAAAAGAACUUAAUUUAAGUUUCAAGACAUUUUAAUAAUAUAGCAGAAAAUCAUAAAUUCAAUAAGAAAUCUUUAAAUGGAAUUUUUAAGGUAUUAUCUUAGAUUUCAUCUUCUGCUCCUAUAUAGGCUGAUCCUUUGGCAGUAUAAAAAAUAUUGGAUAUUUGUGAUUAAAUAAUGGAAAAAUUAGGAGAAUCUUUAGAAUAGGAAAAAAGAGUUUAUAAUUUAGAAAAAAAAAAUAAUUUAGAUAGUUAAGAAUUAACUUAACAUCAUUCAGAUGAUUUGAAAAGAAAUCUUCUUGAAGUUGAAAGGGAUAUUGGGUUACUUAAUUAGGCUAUUAAUUAAGCUUAAAGUGAUAAAGAUUUCUAAGAUAGAAUUAUUAAAGAUUCUAGUGAAUAAAAAUAAUUAAGAUAGGCUCUUUGCCAUGAUUAAUAAUUAUAAUAUGAAGAAAGAAGCAAAACAAGAAACGAAGAAUUAAAGAUUAUAAUUUAAAUACUUGAUAUUCUUAAAGAAUAAGAAAGUAGUUUAAAGAGAUUUAUUAAUUCUAGAUA
This is a messenger RNA of Ichthyophthirius multifiliis, 1026 nucleotides long. RefSeq lists its product as hypothetical. The transcript is spliced from 2 exons. The record is from RefSeq and is a predicted model, not a curated record. Lineage: Eukaryota; Ciliophora; Oligohymenophorea; Hymenostomatida.